Molecule: messenger RNA, 4890 nt
Organism: Rotaria socialis
Lineage: Eukaryota; Metazoa; Rotifera; Eurotatoria; Philodinida; Philodinidae
Source: the annotation of a GenBank genome assembly
AUGAACAACAACAACAAUAAUACGCCAUUAUCAAAUCGAUCGGAUGGCACCGAUUCAGGAUCGAUGAUUUCUUCUGCUUAUUCUUCUAACAGUAUAUCUUCUACCACAACAUCAUCAAAUCGGUCAUUUCCCCAACAAACUUCAAUGCCAAUGCAUUCUGAUCUAGAUUCAUCGCUAAGCAAUAAUACAUGUGUACCACAAUUUGAUCAACGUCGGCAAAUUAUACAUCAUCUUGCCCUGUUACUUCAUGCGCAUAAGUGUCUUCAACGUGAACGACAAACGCCGAUCAAUGGUGAUGUACAUGACAUAACACUUCAACAUCCUUGUACAGUACCAAAUUGUGCAGCGAUGCGAACUGUACUUCAACAUAUGACAAAAUGUUCUGAUUUUAAAAAUUGUUCUUUUACCAAUUGUGUUCAGUCUCGUCACAUAAUACUUCACUGGAAAAAUUGUGCAACACCAAAUUGUUUUCUAUGUGGUUCGUUAAAAAAAUCACCUGCUGUUCGAUCACAAAAUCCAUCAACAAAAGAAUGGCAAAAAAAUAUAAAUCAGGAUCAUCGAAGUCACUUAGUAAAAAAGAUAACGUCAGCGUUAUUAAAUACAAUUCAACAUGAUAAUAAUUCACUACCACCAGAACGUUUAGCUGUUGUAACGAAUUACGCACAGAAAACAGAAGCUGAUACAUACAAUACAGCUACGAGUCAUGAAGACUAUUUUCAACGUUUAGCCGAACGGAUUUAUAAAAUUCAAAAAGAUUACGAAGAAAAACAAACAUUAAAAAAGCAACAAACAUUGAACACAAUAUUGACAUCGAUUGAUAAAUCAGCUGGCGACCAAGGUCCACCAAAUCGUAUAGCACCACAAAUCGAUUAUUCAACAUCAUUUUUAACAACACAAAUUAAAACCGAGUCAGAUAGUAACUAUCAUUCAAAUUCAACAGCAUUAUCAGGAUCGUUUGAACAACAUCGUAUUUCGACUGAUGCUAUCAGUCGAUUGGCUAUUCACAGUAACAAUUCAAAUGCACAUAAAGAUACAAAUGAUAAUCAUAUUGAUAUCACUAAAAUUAAAACAGAAGAAAUUUCAUCGAACUAUGACACUAAAAUUCAAUCGACCACAAUUGUUAAGAAAGAAGAAAAAGUCACAACAGAAACAUCAAUCAAUGGUAGUAGUAAUAGUAGUAGUACUACUAGUACUAAAAUAAAAGUUGAAAUGAUAUCAAAUGAAAAACCGGACAGUGAAUCAACAAAAAAUAAUCAAUUAGCGACGAUCGAUGCUACAAGUAAAUCAUUACCAAAAUAUCCUGCUGUCUUUUCUCCUGAAGAUAUUCGAGAAAACAUGGUACCUCUAGUUCGUCUUUUGUGUGAACAAGAAGAAGGCAUGUGGUUUCGUCAACCAGUUACAGAAGCUAUGGCACCUGGUUAUUUUGAUAUAAUUAAAUUUCCAAUGGAUUUUUCUACAAUACUUAAAAAAUUAAAUGAAAAUCAAUAUUCAACACCAUUUCAAUUUUGUGAAGAUAUGUGGCUUGUCUUUAAUAACGCCUGGUUAUUUAAUAAAAAAACCCACCGUGUAUAUAAAGCCGGUGUUAAACUUGCUGACAUGUUUAUGGAAAAUGUUGAUCGAAUGAUGAAAGACUAUGGUUAUUGUUGUGGUCGUCAAUAUGUAUUUGUACCACCAGCAAUGUUUUGCUAUGGUAUAAGUGGCAUUUGUUGUACAAUACCACGCGAUGGAGAUUAUUUUGUUUAUAACAAUCCUGAUUCAUCAAGAAACAAUCUGUCGGGUGAUAAAUAUACGUUUUGUAAAAAAUGUUUUGAUUCAGUCAAAUCAGAAUAUAUAUUAGUUGGCGAUGAUCCAGCUCAAACAUUAAUUGAAUUGCCUAAAUUAGAAUUUCAACAAGCAAAAAAUGAUCAUCAAGAACAAGAACCCAUGGUCGACUGUAUUGUUUGUUCAAGACGUUUUCACAAUAUAUGUGUACUUUAUCAUGAACAUAUUUGGCCAGAAGGUUACGUGUGUAAAUUAUGUGUACAACAAUAUAACAUAAAACGAAAAGACAAUCGUUAUGUAGCACAUAAAUUAACAAUGACGGAUUUAGCUAAUGCGUUAGAAAAACGUGUGAAUGAUUUUCUUCGAAACGAAUGCGAUCCAGAUACAGGACGUGUUACAAUAAGAGUUCUAGCUGCCAGUGAUAGAGUAUGUGAAGUUAAAUCAAGAUUAAAGAAUCAUUUUGGAUCACAAAUACCUGCUGGCUAUCCAUAUAGAACUAAAGCCGUAUUUGCAUUUCAAGAAAUUGAUGGCAUAGAUGUCGUUCUUUUUGGUAUGCACGUACAAGAAUACGAUAGCCGAUGUCCAGCACCGAAUGCAAGACGUGUAUAUAUAUCAUAUCUUGAUUCUGUAUAUUAUUUUCGACCAAAAGAAAAACGAACAGCACUCUACUAUGAAAUUCUUAUUGGCUAUCUUGAAUAUGUAAAACAAUUAGGCAUUGUUUAUGCACAUAUAUGGGCAUGUCCGCCCAGUGAAGGCGAUGAUUAUAUAUUUCAUUGUCAUCCCGCUGAACAACGUGUACCGAAACCGAAACGUUUACAGGAAUGGUAUAAAACAAUGUUAGACAAAGCAAUCGAUCAGCGAGUUGUUGUUGAUUAUAAAGAUAUAAUGAAAGACUUUACUGAGACGGCUUUAAAUAAAGUCACUGAUAUUCCAUAUUUUGAAGGCGACUUUUGGACAAGUACAAUUGAAGAUUUACUUAAAGAACUCGAUACAGAAGAAGAAGAUAGACGACGAUUCGAAGAACUCGAAUCAGUAAAAGUAUCUGAUGAUGGAUAUUUUGAUGAUCUAAUGGAAACUGAAGAGCCAACUGAAACAUCCGAUAAACGAAAAUCAGGUAGUAGUACGACGCAUAAAAAGAAAAACUUCAAAAAGACGACUAGUCAACGUCGAAUGACUCGAAAAAAUAUGACAAACGGUAGUGAUCUUAUAUCAAAAAUUCAUACGAUGAUGGAAAAACAUAAAGAAUCAUUUUUCGUUGUUCGUUUACGAAAUCCAAUGUCAAAUCCGGCAAUAUCAGUCGAUACAGAUCCAUUGAUACAAUGUGAUUUGAUGGAAUCUCGUGAUGCAUUUUUAAAUUUUGCUCGUGAAAAACAUUGUGAAUUUUCAACAUUACGUCGUGCAAAAUAUUCGACAAUGGUUUCAUUAAUAGAAUUACAUUCAUCAACAGCCGAUAAAAUUUCCUAUACAUGUAAUGCAUGUCGACAAUUGUGUGAUGUACGAUAUCACUGUACUGUAUGUGAAGAUUAUGAUUUAUGUAGUAAAUGUAAUACAACGAUAAAACAUGAACAUCGAAUGGAGCGUUCAGAUGAUGCAAGUGAAGCAAAAGGCAAUGCAGAUACAACAGUUAAUAUUCAACAGCAAAGACAAUUAGCCAUGCAACGAACUUUAGAUGCAAUACGUCAUGCGGUGAAUUGUCGAAAUGCAAAUUGUAUAUUUAAAAACUGUGCUGUAUGCAAAAGACUGCUUCAACAUGCAAAAGAAUGUACAAAAGCAUCAAGAAAUCAGUGUCAACUUUGUAAUAAAGUUUUUUCACCUAUUUGGCUUCACGCUAAAACUUGUGCGGAUCAAACUUGUCCAUUACCUUAUUGUGCAACUUUUAAAAAUAAACUUCAACGGCAAAGAGCAGCAACUAUGCAAGCCGAUCGAAGACGCGUUAAAGCGAUGCAUCGUGCUAAAAUGGGACCAGGCCCAUCGCCGAUUAGUUCACAAAAUUCUGAAUCAACAACAUCUGGAAAAUAUCAUCAAUCAAUGGAAUCAGUAUCUCCUAGUUCAGCUGGCAAAAUGAUGCCAUCAGGUGGUAAAGGUAGUAAAGGUGGCAAACCUGCAUCCAUGAGUGGACUAGUUCGUACGAAUUUAACACAACAACUGCCAUCGCAACAGCAACCCCAUUCAGCAUAUUAUAAUGGUGGUAAAGGUAAUCCUAACGUUGGUAAUGGAAAUAACGUUGGAUAUUCAAUGAUGAUGGCACACCCUCAACAACAGCCAGCACAACAACAACAACAACAACAACAACAAUGGAUGCCAUCCCAACAGCAAGUUCGUUAUCCAUCACAUGGAGGAAAACCAAUUUCUUAUGGUCAACAAAGAUUACCUUAUGGAAAUGAUCCAUAUAUGAUUAGACAACAAGCACCUCAAGCAUCACCAUAUCAAUACACGUCAAAUAUGGCUACGCCAGGCUAUUCAUAUUCUCAAGCUAUGGAUAUCAAUUCGUUAAAUGUAGUCCGUACGGGGAAACCAAUGUUAUCACAACAACAGCCACAACUACAACAACAACAACAACAAAUGCCUAAUCGAUAUCCAGUCAAUCCAUAUUAUAAUCAACCGACACCGAUGGGAUAUCCACAGCAAUCACAAAUGUCCUCAAUAUCAAAUCGAUCUCUUUCUCAAGGUACAAAUCCUAAUUAUUCAGUAUCAUCAAACAGUGUUGUUAUGAAAUCGAAUUCAAUUGAAUCGAUGGAAUUAAAAUCAGAAGAUUCUUUCGAUGAUUCAUCAAAAUUACAAAUAUCUCAAUCACAACAACAACAACAACAACCAAUGUUUCAUCCUUUACUAACAUCUUGUUCUCGUCCACAAUCUUCGCCCUACUAUCCAAAUAUGUCACCAGCAAGUAAUAAUAAUAAUUAUUAUUCUUCACAACGCCCAUUACCACCGUCACCAUCUGACUAUAAUAUGAGUGCAGGACGUGGUAUUCGAGUACAAAAUGCACCACCAAAUACUUAUGGAGCAUUGCCCGUUCAACAACGAAUGUUUGUACCACCUCCUACAAGUGAUCUUACAACAGGUAUUAUGAAUAAUAACACACUAGGACUUCAAUCAGCAUCAUCUCCAUCAUCUCUAACACCUCAUUAA